Solanum pennellii is the source of this 701-nucleotide messenger RNA. RefSeq names its product nuclear transport factor 2B-like. The transcript is spliced from 2 exons. NCBI's taxonomy places the organism in Eukaryota, Viridiplantae, Streptophyta, Magnoliopsida, Solanales, Solanaceae. Gene Ontology annotation, biological process: nucleocytoplasmic transport. The record is from RefSeq and is a predicted model, not a curated record. Gene Ontology annotation, cellular component: nuclear pore central transport channel. Bases 118 to 489 code for a protein of 123 amino acids.
AGCAUGCGGCGCAGUCAUAAAAAGGGCUCUUUCAAUAGCCAGGAGCGUACUGUUGGACUUGAGUUGACACACGCAAAUCAGAGUGAGAAGUAGAGCGACCGAUUUUCCGAUUUGCUAAUGGAUCCCGACGCCGUAGCGAAGGCAUUUGUGGACUACUACUACACCACCUUCGACACCAAUCGGGCCGGACUUGCUAGCGUCUACCAGGAAAGCUCUGUACUGUCUUUUGAGGGUCAGAAGUAUCAGGGGACUCAAAGUAUCUCCGGUAAGCUCACCGGUCUACCUUUCCAGCAGUGCAAGCACCAGAUCAACACCGUUGAUUGUCAGCCCUCUGGUGCUGCCGGGGGAAUGCUUGUCUUUGUCAGCGGCAAUCUCAGCCUUCCAGGCGAACAACACGCCCUCAAGUUCAGUCAGAUGUUUCACUUGAUUCCAACACAAGGAGGAAGUUUCUACGUGCAGAAUGACAUAUUUCGCUUGAACUAUGCUUGAAGGGUUCUGCGUUAAAUUAUCUCCUGGUCAUAUUUUCUUGAUUGAUUCGGCAAAGUUAGUACUAUAGCAAGAUAUUGCUUCCAUUUCACAGUCAUUGAGAGACUAUUUUUACCUGUAAUGGUUUAGUGAAUUGAUUGAUGAACUUGGCUUACCUCAGAGUUUAAUGGAAUUGAAUGAGGCCUGUCUUUGCUGCCUGAUGUUAUUUCUUACAA